UGGAAAGGAAAUGCCGUAAUUUGCUUCAUACCGUCGCGCAUACUGUCAGAAAUGUACGUUAGGUGUAAAACGGCAACAACGUGCAGUUUGAGGAAAAACUCUUUAUAAGGAAGAAAUCUGGACUUUUUUGUUGCUGUGUUCACGAUACGGCAUUCGGGGAAACCAUCGGCUCAGGAUGUUUAAAAAAUUUGAUGAAAAAGAAAAUGUUUCCAACUGCAUCCAGUUAAAAACCUCUGUUAUUAAAGGAAUAAAGAAUCAACUCUUGGAGCAGUUUCCAGAUAUUGAUGUAUGGCUCAAUCAGAUUAUGCCAAAGAAGGAUCCAGUAAAAAUAGUUCGAUGCCAUGAGCACAUUGAAAUUCUGACUGUAAAUGGUGAGCUGCUGUUCUUCAGACAACGAGAAGGUCCUUUCUACCCAACUCUUAGAUUACUGCAUAAAUAUCCAUUUAUUCUUCCACAUCAACAGGUAGAUAAAGGUGCAAUCAAGUUUGUUCUCAGCGGUGCAAACAUCAUGUGUCCCGGACUUACUUCCCCUGGAGCACGCUUAAACCCAGCGGGAGCUGAUCAAGUAGUUGCCAUAAUGGCAGAGGGCAAGCAACAUGCUUUAUGUGUUGGAGUUAUGAAGAUGUCUGCGGAGGAUAUUGAGAAGGUCAACAAAGGAAUUGGUAUUGAGAAUAUCCAUUAUCUAAACGAUGGACUUUGGCACAUGAAGACAUACAAGUGAAGUGUCAGCUUUUUUGUUCUCUGCAAAGAAUUGUCCACGCAUGAUGUCAUUUUACUCACUGAUGAGAUAUUUGAUGUUACCAGCAUCUUCAUAAUGAAAUAAAAUCUAUUGUUCUACAUCUCUGCCCCCCAAAAUAUACCUUCUUUGAAGAUACCAAUUUUGUAACAUACAGAUGUAUUUUCUCUGCCAUCAGAAUACUAGUCUGGAUUGCAGUAAGUAGUAAUAUGCAUCAGCAUCCUCCUUUAGUUUUUAGUUAAAUCUGGCUUUUUGAUAUGUCAUCACAGACGCUUGACUUAUACUACAAGUCUAACACAUUGUCAAGGGCUAUUGGUCACAGUCUGCAGGUCUGUAUAAAACUAAACAUCAUUUUUGAAAUUAAAUGACCUGCCAAUGCUGUGCCAAUUUACAUGCUACUUGACCUCUUUCAAAGACAAGUCAGAUAAAACCAACGAUCGCCCAGUGCAAAUUGUGUCAAUCAUCUGAAAUAAUCACACAAACACCUUAUCACAAUCCACUAGUCUUAGCUUAAUGUCUGUAUAUUAUUUACUUAUUUUGUUACUAUUGGGAGCUUUAGAAAUCUAAUAAAUAUUAACAUAUUAA
Erpetoichthys calabaricus (reedfish) is the source of this 1321-nucleotide messenger RNA. It is a transcript of the gene mcts1, whose product is annotated as MCTS1 re-initiation and release factor. Gene Ontology annotation, molecular function: RNA binding. Gene Ontology annotation, biological process: formation of translation preinitiation complex. The record is from RefSeq and is a predicted model, not a curated record. NCBI's taxonomy places the organism in Eukaryota, Metazoa, Chordata, Cladistia, Polypteriformes, Polypteridae. Bases 176 to 721 code for a protein of 181 amino acids. The transcript is spliced from 6 exons.